Molecule: messenger RNA, 1119 nt
Organism: Chrysoperla carnea
Lineage: Eukaryota; Metazoa; Arthropoda; Insecta; Neuroptera; Chrysopidae
Product: protein anon-73B1
Exons: 2
Coding region: 204-464 (86 amino acids)
Cellular component (GO): membrane
Source: RefSeq, a predicted model, not a curated record
UAAUAAAAGAAAUACAACUUUUUUUCUUUAAAUAAAUACCCUUUAUGGCAUUAAAGCUGAAUCUGCUAUUAAAAUUGGAAUAACUGGGAUAUUGAUUUUUUGAAAUUAGUAUUAUAAAAAUAACGGGGCAUUAAGCUGAAGUAAAGUUGUUAUAAUUGAUUUCGAUUUCAAGCAUUGAAUUGAUAAUAAAAAACUUUAUCAAAAUGAAUGUGGCGGUGAAUAUUGCAAGCGAGGAUAUGAUGGCAUUAUUAGUACGAUAUGGCUUAUAUUUAGGUGCAAUUUUUCAAUUAGUUUGUUUAUUUGCGUGCAUUGUUUUACCAGAUUCUGUGAGUGAUUUAUUCACCUUGGCUGGAAAUAAGAGUUGUGACAGUGAUGACGAAAGUUCCGAACACAGUAGUCCACAAAAUACGCCAAGAAAACCGUAUCAUAGGUCACGGAAACAAGAUAAAAAGAAACGACGCUAAAGUGUUGAACUUUGUAAAUAAAUUUUUAACACUGAUUAUUAAUUAUUUUAUUAUUUGUGAUUUGUAUCAGUAUUGUAAUUAUGUAUACUCUCGCCAAGACUUCGCUAGAUUAUACUGAAAAUAAUCGUUAGAUUUUAUUGACAAUUUUCUCCGUCUAGGAAUCCAUGGUGCGCCUCGUCUCUCUUUGUGUAACUUCUUUUAAGUGAAAAUUAAGGAAAUCGAAUCAUAAUAUUGAAAGAAAAAAGAUUGUAAACUUUUGUUACCAGUUUGAAAUUUUAUAAACGUUGUUCCUCCGUUCACCCCAGUGUCGGUUUAGUUUGAAAUUUAUGAAUGUCUUUACAAAAACUCAUAGUAAUUAUUUUUUAGAUAAAAUUCCUAGUUGUUUACAAGAAAAUGAUAUAAAACUGCAAGUGAUACGUGCCACCUUAUUAGUCCUUGACCUUAUUGCCGGAGUCAAAUAAAAUAUAUUCUGAAAGAAAGAAUUUGUAGGAUAUGCGUAUUGUACACAUGACGGCGAGAAUUAAUUACUUCAAAGCCUGAUAGUACAAGUGUACAUAUAAAGAUCUUACCCUCUUUGCUUUGAUAAUGUCUCGGCGAAAGAUUACAAUAAGUAUUAAAAAUAUAUUAAGAAUAUUGUUCCGUUUAUAAAAAUAAA